AUGAGUAGUUUACAAUGGAAGAAACUGAAAGUCUUGGGAGCAGAUUUUUAUGGCACUGUUUAUCUUGCAACUGUUGUUGAUACACAAACACCAUAUCAGAGCUUCAUUGCUGUGAAGAGCUCUAUUCCCAGGUUGGCAUUCUCACUAAAGAAAGAAGAACAAAUUUUUAAAUCAUUGUGCAAAGGUGAAAGUGGUGGUUGCGAAGAAAUCAUUGGAUGCUUUGGAACUGAGACCACAAGAAACCUCUUCCGGAGACCGACACAAAGAGAGUGCAAACUAUCAAUUGAAGAUCGCGGAGUCCGAUUAUCUAAGACCAAAAAGGAGGAAGCAGAUGUCGUGGUUUGGAAGUCCAAGCCUAGAGGUACGUCGUCGUACUUGUCGUCGGAGGCAUUUUCCAGUCAUAUUGAUACUCCGAUAGAUAUAUGGGCACUUGGCUGCAUAGUGAUUGAAAUGCUAACUGGAUUGUUUGCAUGGGGGUGA
Messenger RNA from Arachis duranensis, 480 nucleotides. RefSeq lists its product as uncharacterized. Lineage: Eukaryota; Viridiplantae; Streptophyta; Magnoliopsida; Fabales; Fabaceae. Gene Ontology annotation, molecular function: protein kinase activity; ATP binding. The record is from RefSeq and is a predicted model, not a curated record. Gene Ontology annotation, biological process: protein phosphorylation. The coding region runs from base 1 to 480 and encodes 159 amino acids. The transcript is spliced from 2 exons.